Messenger RNA from Pseudopipra pipra, 1428 nucleotides. Its product is annotated as zinc finger protein 239-like. Bases 323 to 1201 code for a protein of 292 amino acids. Gene Ontology annotation, cellular component: nucleus. The transcript has 3 exons. The record is from RefSeq and is a predicted model, not a curated record. Gene Ontology annotation, biological process: regulation of gene expression. NCBI's taxonomy places the organism in Eukaryota, Metazoa, Chordata, Aves, Passeriformes, Pipridae.
UGUCCCUGGAGGUGUUGAAGGUGAGAGUGGAUGUGGCCUCAGUGCCAUGGUCUGGGAAGCACAGCAGGGUUGGAUCCAGGGCUGGACUUGAUCUCAGAGGUCUUUUCCAACCCAGCUGAUUCUGUGAUUCUCUGAUUGCCAUUCCUGUGGCAGCACAUGCUUGAGGCUCCAUCCCCAGGGUGACAGAGAUGUCUGUCCAUAUCUAUCUCCAAGGUUAGUCUGUAAAUGUGUGGUGUUAGCAAAGCAGGCUGAGUUGUGGGCUGGUUGUAGAAGGAGAAAGAAGCCCCCAGGCCAGUGCAAGCAGGCAGCCCUCAGCUUGCACAUGAUGUCCCCUCCCUGCAGGUUCCUGUCCUUGAGCCCAGGCCCUGAGGAUUUGUCCUUCCCAAAGCUUGGGCAGAUGAAGGAGGCUGCGAGGAAGAGGAAGAUGCCUUGGGCCCCCCAGGCAGGCCCCGAGCUGAGGACGGAGAGCCCGGAGGACAAAUCCCCCCGGCAGACCCUGGUGGGAGAGGCCGUUUUGAAGGGCUCCCCGGCGCAGGAAGGCAGCGGGGAGGAAAAGGGCCGGAGAUCCCCCCGCAGGAGGGGCUCCAAAGCCAGCCCAGGGUGCUCUGAGGAGGAAAGAGCCAGCGUGUGCCGGGAAGGCGGCCGGAGCUUGAGGGGGAGCUCUGACCUGGUGGUCCCUGAGCAGCCUCCCAGCAGGGAGAAGCCCUUCAGGUGCUUGGAAUGUGGGAAGAGCUUCAGGAAGAGCACCCAACUAAUCCGACACCAGCACAUCCACACUGGGGAACGGCCCUACACAUGUAGGGAAUGUGGGAAGAGCUUCAGGAACAGCUCCAACCUGAUCCAACACCAGCGCAUUCACACUGGGGAACGUCACUACAAGUGCUUGGAAUGUGGGAAGAGGUUUAAGACCAGCUCCAAUCUCCUCCUGCAUGAGCGAACGCACACGGAUGAGAGGCCCUUCCGCUGCACCGACUGUGGGAAGGGCUUUAAGCGGAACUCCAUCCUCAUCAUCCACCAGCGGACACACACGGAUGAGAGGCCCUUCCACUGCACCGACUGCGGGAAGGGCUUUAACCGGAACUGCACCCUCGUCAGGCACCGGCGCAUCCACAGCGGGGAGAGGCCCUACAAGUGUGGGGAGUGUGGGAAGAGCUUCACCCAGAGCUCUAACUUGACCAAACACCAACGGACCCACCAGUAAGGGGAACCCUACGAGUGCCCCGACUGCAGGAAGAGCUUCGGCCGCUGCUUCCACCCCGAAUGAACCCCCUGAUGGGGAGGCAACCCCUGGAGUGCAGUGACUGUCACUCCAUCCCUUUCGACCACAAAGGGCCAGUCCCCUUUCCCAGGGGCAGCUUCUUCCAACAGAACCCUUCCUGGGGGGUGUGUGGAGAUUCCUGCCAUGGCUGGGGACCCCCCAAAGUCACU